AUGGAAGGGAGAGGACUUCGGCAGCAGCCCGGCUUUGCCUGCGAAGAAUGCCGACGACGAAAGGCCCGGUGCGACAGGGGACGUCCCAAGUGCGGCUUCUGCACCGAGACCGGGACAACAUGUGUGAUCGUUAACAAGAGGCAACAGAGGGGGCCGAAAAAGGGACAACUAAAUGCGAUGCGGUCGCAAAUCGCAGCCCUGCAAUGGCAGCUAGAACAACAAUUCGGACCUGAUUCUGGUCGGGGUCGCGCAAUACCGAAACAAACCACCCCUGAAGAGCAACCUAACUCCUCCCAAACCAACAAUCACGAUGUUCCCAUGGACUAUGAGGUCGUCCAGAAGAACGGGUUAGAUGGAGAGCCAAGCCUCAUUCUCGGCGAGGUAACGUCGGCGCCGCCGGAUACAACUAAUAAUACAACGACAACAUCAUCCACGAUAACGUCAACCUCUACGAGCUCGGAGUCUGCAUGCACCGGUGUUGAUCUUGCUGCCUGGGCACAUUGCAUAGAUUGGCAGGACUUCGAGUGUGUUCUAAUGCCGCCAGACGGCGGUCCGGAAACCACAUUUAUGGAUCAUACAGACCGUAUUGACACGGCCCGAAAUUCGAUGGCCACGACCUCCAAGGUCACGGACAUCAUGAGAGUUGACUUGGAUCAACUUUAUUUUGACCGAGCGCAUCCCGUAUGCCCCAUCAUCCAUCGAAGCCGCUACUUUGCGUGGGCGGCCAAGGACAAUCCCGGACCGGCCCGAACCUGCCUGAGGUCCGCCAUGCGUACCAUGGCUGCGGCUAUGUCGGCUCACUGGGGUGACCUCGUGGACCACCUCUGUGCGGAAACACGCAAUCUCCUCGAGAGUCAUAGCCAAGCCCGAGUCACCUCCAAGGACGAAAUCCCCCUUGAACACAUUCAAGCAUGGCUACUCCUAGCCUACGCCGAGCUCUUGCGAAUUGGCGAGCACCAGGCUAUGCUCACGGCUGGCCGUGCGUUCCGUCUCGUGCAAAUGGCACGUUUGUACGAUGUCGAUGCUCUUGAAGACUCACAGGCCGCUCCCGUGGCUACUAAUCGCGAGCCGGACGAGACCUUUGUAGAUGCCGAGGAGAGGAGGCGAACAUUUUGGCUAGCUUUUAGCCUCGACCGCUUCCUCUGCCUACGGAGCGAGUGGCCCUUGACAUUACAGGAGGAGUUGAUCCGCACGCGUCUCCCAGCCCCAGAGGAGAACUUCCAAAAUGGCCACCCGAUCCACGUCAGUUUUCUAUCGGCAGCUACAGCGCAGAAUGAACCGAGCACAUUAUCACCCUUUGCCGAAUGCACUGUGCUGGCGGCGCUUUACGGACGUUGUAUGAUUCACCGGCGAGCGUGUGCAAAGGAAUCGGCUACCAAAUCCUACGACUUCUGGACGCAUCAAGAAUGGCUCGCGUCGGCCGUGGAGAAGCGGUUACAGAUGCUGGCCCCGCGUCCGGCCACCGACAACGACCCUAUGCUUCUCUUUACUCACAUGCUCGCCCAGAGUGCCGUCGUCUUCCUUAGCAACACGGUACAGCGAACCCCCUGGCACACUCUCGAGCAGCAACUUGCAACGGCCGCUUAUGAGCGCCGGGCCUCGGUGGCAGCCCUGGAGAUGGUUCGUCUAGCCAAGGCUGUGCCGUCCAUCAGCUGCUUCAAGGUCCACCCCUUCCUGCCCGACCCGCUUACUUGUGCGGCCACCUUUCUCGCCGCGCGCUGCAACACGGUGGUUGGGGCCAGCAGUGGUGUUGACCAGAUUGUCCGUGUGUUGGGAGAUGUAAAAGUGAUCAACAGCCUAGCAGGGGAACACUAUGAGGCAUUGAAAUUAGCCAGACAAUGA
This is a messenger RNA of Chaetomium fimeti, 1842 nucleotides long. RefSeq names its product fungal-specific transcription factor domain-containing protein. The transcript is spliced from 4 exons. The coding region runs from base 1 to 1842 and encodes 613 amino acids. Gene Ontology annotation, cellular component: nucleus. Gene Ontology annotation, biological process: DNA-templated transcription; regulation of DNA-templated transcription. Lineage: Eukaryota; Fungi; Ascomycota; Sordariomycetes; Sordariales; Chaetomiaceae. The record is from RefSeq and is a predicted model, not a curated record. Gene Ontology annotation, molecular function: DNA binding; zinc ion binding; DNA-binding transcription factor activity, RNA polymerase II-specific.